UGGGCGUGUUUGAAGGGAUGCUGCCCAGGUAUAAACAGGAUGCAGUAGGACAGUCACAAAGACAGAGAGAGACAGAGACAGAGACAGAGAACCACCUCAUACAGUGUUCUGUGGCGAUGGAGAUCCCCUCUACAGUCAAACAGCCAGACCAAGAGGAUCCCAAGAAGGAGAGGACAGACGGAGAGCCGGGUGAGAACGAGGAAGAAGAAGAGAGACCACAGGUGAUGGAAAAUGGAACACAAGAUGAACGCAAGCAGUGGUUUCCUAACCCUAACAUGGUGUCUGACUGUAAGCAGAUGGCCAGGGAGUCCAGUGUUUCCUACACCCUGGGGAAGGAGUUUUUCCUUAUCGCUGGUCAUGAAAUCUGCAUUAGAGAGUCUCUGGACUCCUAUGGCGCCCUUGUCUGGCCAGGGGCGGUGGCUCUAAGUCAGUUCCUGGAGAAUAACCGGCAGCAGGUGAAUCUCCUGGAUAAAGCGGUACUGGAGAUUGGAGCAGGGACAGGCUUACUGUCUAUUGUGGCUAGUCUACUGGGUGCCUGGGUAACGGCCACCGACCUACCCGAAAUCCUUCCCAACCUGACCUUUAACCUCUCUUGGAACUCCAAGGGCCGCUGCCGCUACACGCCCCAGGUGACUGCCCUCACCUGGGGUCACGACCUUGAGAAAGACUUCCCUAGCACUUCCUGUCACUAUGACUACGUGCUAGCAGCCGAUGUAGUGUAUCACCACAACUACCAGGAGGAGCUGCUGGCGACCAUGCACCACUUCUGCAAACCAGGAAGUGGCACCACGCUGAUGUGGGCCAAUAAGGUGAGGUUCCAGUCAGACGUGAAGUUCACAGAGAGAUUUAAGAGUUGUUUUGAUACAACACUGAUGACAGAACAAAAGGACGUGAUGAUCUUCAAGGCCACGGCACGAGAGUGAAGAGAGGAGAGGGGAUAGAAUGGAGAUACCAGGGAGUAGAGGAGACUCAGAGGAAAAGUGUUGAGAAAGAGAAAUAAGAGAGAUUGUUCCACUGUGGAUGGAUGAAACAGGAGCUCACUACAGACUGCCUGGAGCCCAUUGUGUGGGUACAUUCAUUUUAGAUGGAUAACAAAAGCAGAUUCUGGGUUUCAAGGACAUUGCUGUGAGCUAAAUUAUAUUUACAACCCAUAUCCUGCAAAAAACCCAGAAACCAAAAUGAAUCUAAAACAUGUGACUUUUCAAAAUGCAAUUUUAUCUACCAAUGUUUUUUCAUACAUUUGAUACAAUGACAAAUGUUUUGUAAAUACAUUUGCUUUGCACUACAGUGUGAAAAAUGUGUUAAUUUCUCGCUACUUACGCAUAGUCUGCAUUGGCAUCAACACAGAUAUUCUCAAAGUUAAUAUAUGUACAUAGACAUCUACUAGAGACAGUAUCACCUGCAUUUAUGACAAUGGUAAACAAACCCUUCUCCACUAUACAUGAAAACAGACUAGUUCAACAAGGUAAGCUCUUACACUGAGUACACAAAACAUUAACAAGUGCUCUUUCCAAAGUUAUAAUCCCUUAUCGAUGUCACUUGUUAAAUCCACUUCAAAUCAGUGUAGAUGAAGGGGAGGAGACAGGUUAAAGAAGGAUUUUUAAGCCUAGAGACAACUGAGACAAGGAUUGUGUAUGUGUGCCAUUCAGAGGGUGAAUGGGCAAGACAAAACAUUGAAGUGCCUUUGAACAGGGUAUGGUAGUAGGUGCCAGGCGCACCAGUUGGUGUCAAGAACUGCAACGCUGCUGGGUUUUUCACGCUCAACAUUUUCCCGUAUGUAAUAAGAAUGGUCCUCCUACCCAAAGGACAUCCAGCCAACUUGACACAAAUGUGUGAAGCAUUGGAGUUAACAUGGGCCAGCAUCCCUGUGGAUCCCUGUGACACCUUGUAGAGUUUAAGCACGAUCAAUUGGGGCUGUUCUGAGGGCAAGGGGGGGCAACUCAAUAUUGGGAAGGUGUUCCUGAUGUUUAGUAGAUUCAGUGUAUAUCGACAUAUUUAGAGAACUGCAAGAUUUCAUGUUUCUUAGCACAUUUCACUAGUGUUGUAGUGAGCAGAAUCAGAAAGCAUCUCGUUUUCUCUCACUCACACACACACUUAUAUCUUGAUGCUGCUAAAUGAUCUGUCAGUAUGCUUUGAGAAUACAUAAUAUCUAUUGCUGGGCCCAACUGAAGUACAAAGGUCCAAAGUCCAUCUAACAGUUUCACUCUAAGAGCAGCGGAACACUCUCUCAAUCUCAACCAAUGAACAGUCAGAAUGCCAUGCCACUCAGGAGUUCCAUCUCCAUGGUAACGUUAUUGUGUAGAACCUGAUUUGCUGUUCUGGACUGUCUUGAGUGUUUGUCUGGGUCCAGGUGUUGUCACGAUGGCGACGCAUUUUCCCAUCAAUGCCCUUUGAGGUGUAUGUUUUUUUCCCUCUUUUUUACAGUUUCUCUCAUUGUUCUACUCUAAACGUAAAGCGUUCAAAAAAAUAUUCAGUUGGCAGCACUUCCUUGUGUACUAAACACAACCUCAAAGAGCUACGGUUGGUCUGAUCCGGAACGUCUGAGCUCCCUUCUUCGUCCUCCGUUU
Oncorhynchus keta (chum salmon) is the source of this 2567-nucleotide messenger RNA. Its product is annotated as protein-lysine methyltransferase METTL21C-like. Gene Ontology annotation, biological process: peptidyl-lysine methylation. Gene Ontology annotation, cellular component: cytosol; cytoplasm. Lineage: Eukaryota; Metazoa; Chordata; Actinopteri; Salmoniformes; Salmonidae. The record is from RefSeq and is a predicted model, not a curated record. The coding region runs from base 18 to 923 and encodes 301 amino acids. Gene Ontology annotation, molecular function: protein-lysine N-methyltransferase activity. The transcript has 5 exons.